UGGUCACCCUGAUGUAUCACUGAUAUUCUACCAGCAGACUCUUUGUUUGACAUUUUUUUUUUAGAUUUUUCUGUUUACUCUUAAAUUUUUCAAUGAGAAUUUUUUCUAAAAACAAAAGUAAAAAAAAAAAAAAACCUAUUAAGUAAUUAAUUAAGUAUAAUUAAAAAUAUAAAGUCGAACCCAUAGAAAGAGGGAAAAAGAAAAUUGUGGCGACUCGUCGGAGCGGGGACCAUCGUAGGCUUUGGGUUUUGGCGAUAGAGAAACGAAGCCAAUCCAGAGCCUCACAACUAUGGUGGUUUGACCCCAUUCCCAAUUCCCAAUUUCCACCCAUAAUAUCUCACCCACCUUCCACCCUUGCACGGCACUACCCUCCUCCAUCUCUAACCCUAUCUCGGACCGAUUCGAUUCAAAUCGACGACGAAGACGAAAACCGAGAAUUGAGUUAAUUGCUCUCUACUUCUCGUCCAAAUCCUUCUGGCCAUGCGACGCUGGUUGGCUGCUUGGAUCUUCCUCUCCAAAGAGGGUUUCUUUGAGUUCUUCGCCCAAAACUCGGACUGUUCUUUGCGUAUUCGUUCACAAUUCGACCAUGGCUGCAGACGCUCAUACUCUUACUCCUAAGAGUGUUCUGUGCAAUGCCGGGGCUGGUGCCGCUGCUGGGGUUAUUGCCGCAACGUUUGUGUGCCCCUUAGAUGUUAUCAAGACUAGGCUUCAAGUUCAUGGGUUGCAGACCAUCGGUAACGGAAAUGGAAAUAUUAAAGGUGGUCUUAUAGUUGGAAGUUUGGAGCAAAUUUUUCAAAAGGAGGGGUUACGUGGCAUGUAUCGUGGUCUUUCUCCAACUGUGCUGGCAUUACUUCCUAACUGGGCUGUAUAUUUUACAAUAUAUGAGCAGUUUAAAAGCGUACUCUGCUCUCAGGACGGUCAUCAUCAACUUUCUGUUGGUGCUAAUGUAUUAGCUGCUUCUGGUGCUGGAGCUGCAACAACUAUUUUUACAAAUCCUCUCUGGGUUGUGAAGACAAGACUUCAGACUCAAGGAAUGAGACCGGGUGUGGUACCAUACCGGAGCACCUUUUCUGCUCUGAGGAGAAUAGCUCACGAGGAAGGCAUCCGUGGGUUGUACAGUGGUUUAGUUCCUGCUUUGGCUGGUAUUAGUCAUGUUGCCAUCCAAUUUCCAGCAUAUGAAAGAAUAAAACUCUAUUUGGCUGAACGAGAGAACACUACCAUGGACAAACUUGGUGCACGUGAUGUUGCCAUAGCCUCGUCCAUUUCCAAAAUAUUUGCUUCCACUUUGACAUAUCCACAUGAGGUAGUGCGCUCAAGGCUUCAAGAACAAGGUCAUCACUCUGAGAAGCGAUAUUCUGGUGUAAUCGAUUGCGUGAAAAAAGUAUUUCAUCAAGAUGGCAUCCCUGGAUUUUACAGAGGAUGCGCAACCAAUCUUGUGAGAACUACUCCAGCUGCUGUAAUUACAUUCACUAGCUUUGAAAUGAUUCAUCGAUUCCUUGUCACAUUAUUCCCUCCAGAACCUCACACAUUGUGAGAAUGGAAGAAGAACAUGCUGACAUGAUGAGAUACUAGCUUGUAAAGCAACUAGGAACUGCAUUCGAGUCAGUUGGGCCAGCCAAGAAUCGCCCAGUUGAUUCUUGUUACAUGGUAGCUUUUACAAAAAAAAUUAGGUUAUGUUAGACUUAUAUAUUGGAUAGCCUCACCUCAAGAGUGUUUCAGAGGAAAAAUCAUGACCGUAUACUACUACAUAGCGAUGAUGACGAUCAAGAGGGUUAAGAAUUAAGAUACAAUGAAUUAUAGGGGAAAGACAAUUUUCAGGAUUGUUUGAACAAUUUAUAUUUGUGAAUUGUGGCAAUCUCUGUAAACAUUCUUUAUUACGCCUUCAUAUUUUUAACAUGGUCCAGUCCCACAAUUGUGUUAAUUGAAUGUUGCACCUUUUUAUUGUAUUAUUGCAGUCUUUUGUUUCA
This is a messenger RNA of Cannabis sativa, 1967 nucleotides long. Its product is annotated as nicotinamide adenine dinucleotide transporter 1, chloroplastic. Gene Ontology annotation, molecular function: NAD transmembrane transporter activity. Gene Ontology annotation, biological process: NAD transmembrane transport. The transcript has 9 exons. The coding region runs from base 587 to 1534 and encodes 315 amino acids. NCBI's taxonomy places the organism in Eukaryota, Viridiplantae, Streptophyta, Magnoliopsida, Rosales, Cannabaceae. The record is from RefSeq and is a predicted model, not a curated record.